CGCCCUCACCAAGGAGGUCAGCGAAUAACUAGCGACUGGUUGCUGGAUUUGGAUGACAGAGAAUGCUUAUGGACUUUUCGCUUCACCGCCUCUGAGAUUUUUCAUCUCUGUGAUGCUUUAACUAUUCCUAUGAUCAUAAAAACCAAAUCUGGAUACAAAUUUCCUCGUGUCGAAGCUCUGUGUCUUUUGUUAGCACGAAUGCGUGAUUCUGGAGAUGCAUACCGCAUGACAAUGCUUUACAACCGAUGUCAGUCAUCGAUAUCUGAAAUCUUCAAUGAACUUGUCAUAUAUGUUGACAGAACAUGGAGUCCUCUCCUGACCUUCAAUACUAAUGGAGUCCUUGCACCAGAAUGCCUUGCUGAAUAUGCUGAAGCUGUCCAUGAAUAUGGUGCACCUCUCACUGGCAUCUGGGGUUUUAUUGAUUGCACUAUCCGUCAUAUCUGCCGACCAUCUCACUUUCAACGAGCUGCAUACAAUGGUUACAAGAAGUAUCAUGCUCUCAAAUAUCAGGCCGUUCUCCUC
Messenger RNA from Lentinula edodes (shiitake mushroom), 522 nucleotides. RefSeq lists its product as uncharacterized. The transcript has 2 exons. Lineage: Eukaryota; Fungi; Basidiomycota; Agaricomycetes; Agaricales; Omphalotaceae. The record is from RefSeq and is a predicted model, not a curated record. The annotation marks the transcript as partial.